Molecule: messenger RNA, 1610 nt
Organism: Syngnathoides biaculeatus (alligator pipefish)
Lineage: Eukaryota; Metazoa; Chordata; Actinopteri; Syngnathiformes; Syngnathidae
Gene: anxa1a
Product: annexin A1a
Exons: 12
Coding region: 197-1210 (337 amino acids)
Biological process (GO): granulocyte chemotaxis; endocrine pancreas development; myoblast migration involved in skeletal muscle regeneration
Cellular component (GO): plasma membrane; cytoplasm
Molecular function (GO): calcium-dependent phospholipid binding; phospholipase A2 inhibitor activity; cadherin binding involved in cell-cell adhesion
Source: RefSeq, a predicted model, not a curated record
CGAGGCAGGAGGAGGGAGGGGAGGGGAGCGGAGUGAUGGGCCGGCCUGGCUUCUAGGUGGAGUUUGCCACGACUAUAAAGGAACUCCUCCCGCUCGCCUCGCGCCCCUGCAAAGCUCACUCAGUCCCCACCUCGACGUCUCUCCUUCCCAGCCACACGAGCCGUGCAGUCCGCCCCGCAACCCUUCCAGCCUCACCAUGUCUUUCAUCCGAGAGUUCAUGAUGCAGACCGUCUAUCUGGGCAUGCCCGAUGAGUCAGUCUUAAAGAACGAGGGGACAGUGAAGGCAGCACCCAACUUCAGCGCCAGCAGCGAUGCCGCCGUCCUGGACCAAGCCAUCAAGGCCAAAGGUGUGGACGAGAACACCAUCAUUGAAAUAUUGGUGAAGAGGAGCAAUGAGCAGAGGCAGCAAAUUAAAGAAGCGUACCAGCAAGCCAGCGGAAAGCCGCUGGAUGCAGCACUGAAGAAGGCGCUGAAGGGAGAUUUGGAGGACGUGGUCAUGGCCCUGCUGAAAACGCCGGCCCAGUACGAUGCCCAGCAGCUCAAGCUGGCCAUGAAGGGUUUGGGAACCGACGAGGACACCCUUGUCGAGAUUUUGGCCUCUCGAACCAACACGGAGAUUUUGGACAUAAAGAAGGCCUACAAGGAAGAUUACAAAAAGGACCUGGAGGAAGACAUCAGAUCUGACACCAGCGGAGACUUCAGAAAUGCCCUCCUGUCACUGUGCAAGGCCAACCGCACGGAGGGAGUGUGCGACCAGCUGAUUGACAGUGACGCCAGGUCUCUGUAUGAGGCUGGGGAGGGGAGGAAAGGCAAAGACUGCUCCGUUUUCAUUGAGAUCCUCACCGUCAGGAGCGCCGCUCACCUCCGUGAAGUUUUUCAGAGGUACUCCAAGUACAGCAAAGUGGAUGUGGCCAAAGCAAUUGACCUGGAGAUGAAGGGCGAUAUUGAGAAUUGCUUAACGGCAGUAGUCAAGUGCGCUGGGAGCAGGGCUGCUUUCUUUGCCGAGAAGCUCUACUUGGCCAUGAAGGGGUCCGGAACCCGCAAAAACAUCCUCACCCGCAUCAUGGUGAGCCGCUCUGAAAAAGAUUUGAAACCAAUCAAGGCGGAGUACAAGAAGAAAUACAGCAAAACGCUCUACCAGGACAUUCUGGAUGAUACUAAAGGAGAUUAUGAGAAGAUCCUGCUUGCUCUGUGCGGGAGUGAGAACUGAUUUCUCAUUUACUGACGACGCUCGCUCUCAAACAGCUGACGAGGUCAUACAACUGGGUCCAGCUGUGUUUAAAAAAAAAAAAAAAAAAAAAAUAAAAAAUGCUGUCAUGACAUAUAGACAAAUAACAGCAUUGACAAAAGAUUUAUGCCAACUCAGCGUUGCCUCAGCAGAUACACGAUCUUUUAGAGAUUAAUUCUAAACCCAAAACACUUGAAUUAGUCAAAAAUGUGUCGUCUAGAAAAUAGUGUGAUGGAACAGGUGCUUGAAAGAAAAGAAAAAAAAUGAAAAAUUAUUGCGACACUGCAACCAAAAUAUCCUCGUCAUGUGACUAUUAUACUGUGUACCGGUGCAACCGAAGGAGCUUCUGCAAAUAAAAGUUUUUAAAAAAAAAAAAAAAAAA